GUGUGGUGUCAUAUGUGUGGCUUCCUGCCUGAUGAAGAUUAAAAACCUCACAUGUCAACACCUUGCACAAUUACACGGCACUUUUUUUAAGGGCGGCAUUUAAACCAUUUUCCAGCUGCUGUCAAGUGACUGAUUCACACAUUUAUUUUGGUCAAAUGUGCAAUAUAAAUAGCUCUGCUUGUUAUGAAGAACAUUUUUGCAGUGACUUGUCUCCCACAGCAUGAGUGUGUGUGUCUGUGUGUGUGAGAGAGCGCUCCCUCCCUCCACCUCUGCCUGGCUGUCAGCUUGCCUCGACCACGUAGCAGCUUCCUGGCAGCGGCAGCAGCUUGUGUCUACUCUCCCUCGCUCUCUCUCUCUGACACACACACACACACUCAGUGUCAGUAGCCUAUGUAGAACCACGUAGCACCACCUUUGGAUUUUAACCACCAACAGCACCAGCCCAAGCGGCAAUGGAUCUCUUUGAAUUCGACUUUUUCAGAGACUGGGAGCUUGAACAACCAUGUCAUCUGGAGUCAGAGCGCAGCGCUCUGAAGAGGAGAGAGUGGGAGAGGAGGAACCAGGAGGUCCAACAGGAUGAGGACUUGUUCUCUACUGGAUUCAACUUGUUUGGAGAACCCUAUAAAACUAAUAAAGGUGAUGCAUUGGCCAAUCGUGUCCAAAACACGCUGGGCUCGUAUGAAGAAAUGAAAGACCUGUUAACCAGCCAUUCCAACCAGAGCCACUUGGUGGGAAUCCCCAAAGGAACAACAGCGAACAGCAACCUGCAGCAAGCCCCGACCACGUCAGCGACAGAGAGACCCGCCAUAGAGCCAUCCCAGCUUUUUAACGAAGCCCUGAGAGGAGGAGCAGGUGGAGGAGGAGGAGGUGGAGGAGGAGGAGCAGAGACAGGUGGGGACAAGAAGACAGGGAAUACACCCUCUUCCUCUACAGCUUCAAUGCAACCACCCCCUUCAACCACAUCCUCAUCAACAGCAAUCCCACAUCAGAACUCCAAAAAGUCCCGGAGCUCCAUGGACUGGUCAAGGGGAGGCCACGGACAGAGCACCCAGGGGACAGGCCUUGUUGUGGGGUUAGGACAGAAUGGGCAGGGGCAGGUGACAGCAGGAGCUACCACCAGCAGAGGGAAAAUGUCUUUGUUGGAUGAGCAGCAAAGACAUGACGAGCUGUUCAGCUCACUCAAAGAUGAACUUGGUCUAAAAGAAGAUUCAAGCCCUUCUUCUUCCUCAUCAUCUUCCUCUUCCUCUUCUUCUAGAAGGCACUCAUCCCACCCAGCCAAAACCCACCCACUCGCCGAUGGUGGCAACUUUCGAUCUACUGCCAUGGAUGGUGGCCACUUUAAGUCUUCCACUAAUGCAGAAAAUGGUGGAUAUUUUAAAUCCUCCCCAUUUGAAAGUGAGACAGGCUCCCACCUCUGUACAUCGUCCUCCCCGUUGGCUUCCACAUCAGUUCUGACAACACCCACUCCAGGUCUAACCACGCCCACAUCUGGAUUGACCACGCCUACAUUCCCACCUGGUAGCCUAUCAGGGAAGCCGAUAGCUGUACAGCAGAAGCCUACGGCGUAUGUUCGACCAAUGGAUGGCCAAGACCAGGCGCCUAGUGACUCUCCCCAACUUAAACCCCCUCUAGUGGCCACAGAGGGAUUUAACAGCAGUCAGGCUUAUGGAGGAAACUCUGGAAAUGCGAAGAGUAAACUGCCCAAGCUGAGUCUCAACCACACAGGAGAGGUCAGCCUACCAAACGACUCCAGCUGUGUUGAAGAGAUUCUGCGGGAGAUGACCCAUUCCUGGCCUCCUCCACUAACAGCCAUACACACUCCUGGGAAAGCUGAUCAGACCAAAUUUCCCAUCCCAAACAAGGAGUCACAGCAUGUGACCUCGGGCUACAACACCCAGAAGCGAUGUACUGUAUCAGCUAACAAGCCUGCUGCUAAACCACCAACUGCACCGCAGAAGUCAAUGUUGGAGGAUGACCUGAAGAUCAGCAGCGACGAGGAAGAGGCCGAACAACAGGUGUCCGACAAGCCUAAAGCCAGAGCCGCAGCCCUGAGUGGUGCAUCAGGGAGCAGCAGUGAAUCAGAAAGCAGCUCAGAGUCUGACACCGACGAGUCUGAGAGCAGCUCCAGUGACAGCGAGUAUAAUCAGGCCUCCCGCACAAACACUCCAGAGCCCGAGCCUCCGUCAACCAACAAGUGGCAGCUGGACAGCUGGUUGAAUAAGGUCCAAGCUCAGACCAAACCCCUGGUUCCCCCACAACAAGAACAUCAUGGCACAGGCUCCAUCAACCAGGGUCCAGAGACAUUCUCCCCAGGCAAUGAGGCACCGGGAGUGGGUACGGCUGCCAAAACCAAGCCCUGUGGAUCGAGCAGUACGCCUGUUCCAGCUGCACCUACAGUGGAGCACAAGGACACGAGGGCAGCUUUCUGCCCGGGCAGAGAGAAGGCAAAGGCCAAGCUGAGCCAGAAGGCCUCGGGGGAGGGCCAGAGGUCUAAGAUGAGGCUGUCGCUGGGCCUGUUGUCGGGGCCUGAGGUCACGACCCCAAGGAGGAACACCACAGGGAAGAAACAGCCCAGACGGACAGAGAGGUCAAACAGCGUGGAGGAUAAUCAGAACCAGACAUGGAACAGAGCAAACCAGCACAGCCCCGCAGCGAGGGAGAAGGACCUGUUGCCUCCCCCCUCCCUGGAGCAUCAGAACCCCCCGAGGCCACGUAGUAAACCUCCCGGUGGGAAAACAGCCCCAAGGAAAGAACCUCGCAGUGCUACCAACUCAAACACUAACACAGCCACUCCACCAGCAGCGCUACAGCAAACCCCACUGCCAGUACCUGCUGUCAGUGUAAACCAGGACAAGCGGAAACACAGAGGUCCCAGCACCAGGAUCACACCCAAGUCCAGAGAAUUCAUCGAAACAGAUUCCUCCUCCUCUUCGUCAGAAUGCCAGUCGGAUACGGAGGAAGCCAUCAAAAUCCCAGCUUUGCCGCCACAGAUGACACGCUCUGCAAUUAACACGCAGACUCUGUCCAACGCACACAUGCACGCGCCUCUUCUCCCAUGCCUUGGCUCUGCUGGCGGUGUGGGGAGUCUGGGAACAUUUGGAGGGAAGGGACUUCGAGUCAAAGAUGGUAGCAACGUGCCCACUAACGGUAGCAGCAGCAGUAGUAACGGUAGCAUCGGCAGCAGUAGUAACGGCAGCAGUAGUAGCUGUAACUCCCUGAGCAUUAGCAACAUAAGUGGUUCAUUUGGCACCUCUGUUCCCGAUCCUGGAGGGUUAGGAGGGCAAAGCAAAGACCUGGAGCCCAUGUCACCGCCUUCCAAUCUGGGACACGAGGUGCCUCUCUCACCCUUGAGGGAAUACCAUGAGAUCCAGAGUUUAUGGGUAAAAAUUGACCUGAGUCUGCUCAGCAGGGUGCCCGGCCAGUCCGCGGGGGAAAGAUCAAGGGUGGGAAUUUCAGAAAGGGAUGGGAGUGAGGGGAGAGACAGAGAGAGACAAGGGGAGAGGGAGAGGAUAGGUGUGGCAGAGAGGGAGAGACAGAAGCAGGAAGACAGAGAGUGGCCGGGGCUCAGAGAGAGACAGAAGCUGAUGAAAGGGGAGAGACAGGAGGAAGAAAAUGAGCGAUUAGUGCAGGACAGAGAGAGGCAAGGUGAGAGAGAGCGAUUAACAGAGAGAGAGAGGCCGAUGGACAGAGAGGACAGGGAAAGAUUCGGACUCGGGGAGAGAGAGAGGACGGCAGUGAGGGACAGAGAAAAGAUGUGCCAGGGUCUGGGGGUCCCGGACAACAACCCCGUGCAAGAGCAGACUAAUCCCAGGCUGGCUGGGAGGACGGAGAGAGCAGAGAAUGGAGGUAAACACAGAAGGCAGGCGGCUGCAAACAUGGUGGUUCCACCCGAGAAACACGCAAGCAAGAGCAAGAGGAAACACAAGUCGGACCACGGAGACUCAUCAGUGAACUGCAAUAAGAAGCUGCGAUUGGACAAAGACUGUCUGCUCCUCCCACCCUGCAUCUCUCCAAUACACAACCAUAAGAGCAGCACGGCAGAUAGCUCUCUGAACAGGAAGCAGUCCCGACGGCACGAUGAAAAGCUGCUCCCGCCGCUCCUGUCCCCUCUGUCCGAUGAUCCGCCUCGCAAACGGCCCUGCGACAGCAGCUCCUCUCUUAGCCAGGAGGCCAGCGCCGCUGGGAUGCUGCCCUGCGCCGCCUCCGCUGCUUCCACCUCCUCUUCCUCACACAGACACCGGAGAGGUGAAGGAAAAACAUCAGCGCAUGUGAGAAAUGGCAGUGAAAUGGAUUCCCAUGGCGAGAAGCCCUGUGGAGACGGUUACCAUACCAACGGUCAUUCAGACUCGGAGGUUUGGUCGGAACCCCUGAUGGACCCCGCAGAACCCCGCAGGCCCAAACUCUCAUUCAGUGACACGGUCCACAGUGCUGACUUCUACAUGCAGGAGGCCAAGAGACUGAAGCACAAGGCUGAUGCUUUGAUGGACAAAUUUGGGAAAGCAGUGAACUACGCAGACGGCGCUCUGUCUUUCAUAGAGUGUGGAAAUGCUAUGGAGCGAGAUCCACUAGAGGCCAAAUCACCAUAUACAAUGUACUCUGAGACUGUGGAACUAAUCAGGUAUGCCAUGAGGUUGAAGAACUUCACCAGCCAUUUAGCCACCAUCCCUGAGAAGAAACUCGCCGUGUUGUGUAACCGCUGUCUGUCUCUGCUAUAUCUGAGGAUGUUCCAUCUGAAGAAAGACCACGCUGUCAAGUACUCGCGGUCGCUCAUGGAGUACUUCAAGAAUUCAGCCAAGAGUUCCCACCAAGCACCCUCUCCCUGGAGGACCAAUGGAAAGGUCAACGGGACUCCGUCUCCUCUGUCGCUUAGCCCUUCUCCAGCCAGCAACGGAGGAGGAGCGGGAGGAGGAUCCGGAGGUGCACCGGGGUCAUCGGGCAGCGUGGCAAUUCCCCAGCGGAUUCACCACAUGGCUGCCAGUCACGUUAACAUCACAAACAACAUCCUGCGGAGCUACGAACACUGGGAGACGUCUGACAGACUGGCCGCUGAGAGCCAAGAUUUCUUCCAGGAGCUGGACUCUGUGAUGGAGCCGUUGAGUCAGCAGAGCAGCAUGACAGAGCUGGUUCGCUACGUAAGGCAGGGACUGCACUGGCUCCGCAUAGAGGCUCACCUGCUGUGAAGACUGGACUAGAGCCAACAUUAAGAAAAAGAAGAAAUGGGCUGGGAGCUAGAACUCAAGUGAGAUGAGACCCAGAACGAUGCUUCAGUUCCCACUGGGAUCCUUUGAAUGUCUUUACACCAUGCAUGGUAAUAUAAUGGCUUACACCAGGUGGAUUAAUUGGGCUGAAAUCACCUUUAAUUAGGAGUGAACAGUAACUAAGUUUGGGAAUUUCAGCUGUGAACCACAGAAUACAAAUGAUCAUAUUAACAAUUUGGCUGAUGCUGCUUUUUUGGGGGGGAGCAACAGUAUACAAGUGAUUGUAGCUUUAACUCCUGAAGGGAACGCACAUGUUCCCAACCUCAUCUCCCAGUUUCACUGAGAUGGGUUCAUUCUCCAACAGACAAGUGUGAGGCUGAAUGUAGGGAAAGAGCCUCAACAGAGGCUCACCUCUACCAGCAGUGGACCAGAAAUGUGUCAAUGAUUAGGAAAGAAUUAAAGCUUUAGGCUGAUAUUGAUCCAAGUGGAAGAGUACCAGUCCAAUCUAUUAGUUAGGGACCACACUGGUAAAGAGGCUCAGCUACAACCACUAAUGGAGGCUAAAUUCAUUACACUUCUUUUAUUUCACUCCAUCUUCAGUCUUUAAAGAGGGAUCCUCAACAACCAACCAAAAGCUAGAACCUGCAGUUAUUAGUUAGUACAGAGUUACUUUAUUACAUUUAAAGCCUCAGUCACACUAGAGAAAACAGGACAGCUAUCUGUUUGUGACGGGGAGGAUCACCUGUUGAUCGGUGACUGCACUGAACUUGUUCCACUUACAGUGAGUCGGUGCAAUCAGCUGGUUGCCCAGAGAUUGAGCAGCACUCAACCUCUGCUUCACCACUUCCAGUUGCAAGGCAGUUGCACAAGUUGACAGGUUGCCUGUCGAGCAGCAACCUGUCUCCAAACAGAGUGCAACUCAGACUGACUGCAGUCGCUCUCAGACAGAUUCGAUUAUUGCAAUCAGUCUGCACAGAUGAGCACAACUUGACAUAUUUGCGACAGGGAACUCGGCUCAAAUGGUUGUUGCGUUCUGCUUAUAUUCCUACAUCAAAGCAAGACUGCCGAGCCCCCACAUCAGGAGCUACGUGACUUUUGCUGGAGGAAUUUCUGAGUUCCUGUUUCCAGUCUAUGAUCUUCUGCAGUUCAUGUCAAUUUGUGUGCCUGUAGACGGCAACAUAUUUGUGACAGAUGGCAACAGAUUUGAUAUUUUCACCGAUUUAUUGCCAUUAAUCCAUGUAUUAUCACAAACAGAUUGCACAUAUUUGCCAGCUUGACCCAGUUCACAAUCGCAAAGUGACUCCCUGUUUUUCACCAUCGUAUUCCACCAAAGUAGGAGACUGAGCAGUCGGACACCUGGUCGCCAUUUUCAGAGCAACCGUUUCAGAGUUUCCCUAGUGUGACUGUAGUGUGACGUGAUGACAUUUCGGUUUAGUAAAAAUAUCUAUUACUCUGGUUUAAUUUGGGAGUAAAGAAGUUAAACUGUUACUCUCAACAAUGGCAAAAUUAACUUAUUGGCAGUUCAGGAAGAACCUUUAUGCCACAUUUAAUUUCUGAAAAGCACACAGUGCAGUUGGGUUUUGUGUUUCUCCUCAGUAUCACACAGACAGUCUAACCCACUCCCACCAGGCAAAGCCCGAGAUUCACACAGUUUAAACAAACGAGCACUAGCAAAAAGGGAAUCCUUCCUAAUGAGAUUUUUGUAUUUAAAUGAGGAUCUUUUGACCAAAUAAAAUUGUAAACUACAUUACAGGUACAAUAGGGCAAAGCUUCAAAAAUAUCUAAAGUCUUGUAGUAUAAGUUGAAGUUUCAGUUUUGUGGGCUACCAGAACAAACAUCCAGUUUGCUGGACCUACAAAUAAGGGCUUUCUUCCAUCACAUAAAGCAUCUGUCUGGUUCUUCUCUUGCUGGUUAUGAGCUUUUGUGAAAUUCCACUCAGUUCUAGUUCCCAUAGUAACCCACCAACUAAGGCGUCAAACACUUACUGGGGGGAAAAAACUACAAGAUUCAGUAUGAUUUGGCUCUAAUUAAGCCCCCACCCACAUGCAGAGCAAGUAAACAGGGUGAAACUGUCACAUCGGCUUUUCUGCCCUGAUGUCAGAAACAAAAACUAUAUCUGUGACUUUGUACAGCACGUAAUGAGAUCAAAUCAACUGCCGGGUGUCUUAUAGUCGUUUCCCCACAUUUGUUGUGCUGUGUCGUUAGUGUGUAUACGUGUACAGCUUAUUGUGAAGUCUAUUUAAAAUCAUUACCUGACCGAACAAUAACGAUGUUUGUGUACAAUAAUGUACAGACUGUGACUCCUGAAAACAGUGUUUCUUGUGUCUUGUGAAUGAUUCAAUGUGAGCGAAUGAGGAAGUGCUGCAGGUAAAUGGGGCAUCUACGUGUGUGUGCCAGCGCGCAGGCUAUAGCUGCAUUUACAAAGCGCCAAAGUGAUUUUGAAGUCAUCGUGGCGCAUUAAAAACAAGAGACCACGCUGUUUCUACGUUUUCACGUUCGCCAUCAAGACUCCAAAUCAGUUUAUUAUGGUCUUUGUAAAUCCAGCACAUUAAGCAUGAAUUUUUAAGUUUUGGAUCAUUUGACCAUCGCUGAAUGUGUAUGGAAGACAAUGCAGAUGUGAAAUGUAAUUUUCACUUUGACAAAAACAAAAAAGGAAAAAAAAAAAAGGAAACUCAAGUGCCUCUAUUUGUGUCCGGUGGGAAUUGCUCUAUUUAUUUAAAACAAAGAAUGAAUCUAAAUGAUUUUCCAUACCAUAUUGGUAUAAAUAUGAGAUUGUUUUUCGUAAAAUCAAAUGUUUCCAUAAGCUUUUUACUGGCGUUUAUGAAGACACCAGGGUUUGGCUUUAAA
Haplochromis burtoni (Burton's mouthbrooder) is the source of this 8045-nucleotide messenger RNA. RefSeq names its product AF4/FMR2 family, member 2 (gene aff2). Gene Ontology annotation, cellular component: nucleus; nuclear speck. The record is from RefSeq and is a predicted model, not a curated record. Gene Ontology annotation, molecular function: G-quadruplex RNA binding. The transcript has 26 exons. Gene Ontology annotation, biological process: regulation of RNA splicing. Lineage: Eukaryota; Metazoa; Chordata; Actinopteri; Cichliformes; Cichlidae. The coding region runs from base 453 to 5180 and encodes 1575 amino acids.